Messenger RNA from Octopus bimaculoides (California two-spot octopus), 2461 nucleotides. RefSeq lists its product as uncharacterized. Gene Ontology annotation, molecular function: RNA polymerase II transcription regulatory region sequence-specific DNA binding; DNA-binding transcription factor activity, RNA polymerase II-specific; protein dimerization activity. Gene Ontology annotation, biological process: regulation of transcription by RNA polymerase II; developmental process. The record is from RefSeq and is a predicted model, not a curated record. Lineage: Eukaryota; Metazoa; Mollusca; Cephalopoda; Octopoda; Octopodidae.
UUCAGUGAACAGUUAAGGACAGAAAGCGCUUUGAACUGUGGUAACAAGGAGUACGGAAACGGCAGUGACAAGAAAAACAACAAUUAUAAACAUGAUAAUAACAACAAUCAUAGUGUUAUAAUAAUAAUAAUAAUAAUAAUAAUAAUAAUAAUAAUAAUAAUAAUAAUAAUAAUAAUAAUAAUAAAUACCAGACCGCUACACCCACUACCAGUAACAUAACCACAAAACAGCAACGACAAUGAAAGUCAAGACAGCAACAUCAUAGGUUACAAUUUCUGCAGCGGGCCCCAUAAAGUGCACAACUGCUGCAACAGUAGCAAUAAGUUCAUGAAGACACUGAACAACAAGAACAAUAACAACAAAAAUAACUGUCAAAGUGCAACGACGGUAACGGGAGUAAGGGAGACGUAAACAGCGUCUGUGAGUAACACGCGAACCUGUUACUCUCAUCAGAGUCAGCUUCAGUAUUAACUGUUUAACAACAGAAGAACAACAGCAGGAACGACAUUAGGGAAGAAGAAGAAGAAGAAGAAGAAGAAGAAGAAGAAGAAGAAGAAGAAGAAGAAGAAGAAGAAGAAGAAGAAGAAGAAGAAGAAGAAGAAGAAGAAGAAGAAGAAGAAGAAGAAGAAGAAGAAGAAGAAAUUGAAGGUGAAGAAGUUGAAGGUGAAAAUAAAAAGUAGAAUUAAUUAAUCAAAUGUCGGAGUAAAAAGAAGGAAAAUGUCGGAGUAAAGGAAGGAAAGAAGAAACAGGUGGAAAUAGGAAAAGCAAGAAGAAGAAAUAUUGGAGGAAAAGAGGAAGAAAAAGAAUAAAAAAGAAAAGGAGAGAAAUCAUUGAAGUAGAAGGAAAAGGAAAGAAAUCAAUUGAGGAAGAAGAAAAAAAGAUACUUAUUAUCAACGAUUCUUUUUCAGUCAACUUUUGUUCCUUUUUCUUCUCUCGUUUUCAACCAUCUUCGCGGUGUUUGUUUUUAUUCCGUGAUGUCAUCUUCACCAACAGGAAUGGGAAGCGGCGUGAGUUCAAACGGCACAGGUAGUCGCGCAGUACGACGAACGCCAGGGUCUAAGUCUUCUUACCGCCAUGUGCCGCACAGCGAGAAACCACCGCAUCUGGUGGCCAGGCGAAACGCUCGCGAACGGCGCCGUGUGCAGGCUGUCAACAACGCGUUUGUUCGGCUUCGAAGGCACGUGCCGUACGAACCACGGCACAAGCGCCUCUCGAAGGUGAAAACCUUGCGCAUUGCCAUCGACUACAUACGCAACAUGCAAAACAUGAUACAAGACUACGACACGACCCUGGUGCAGGAACAGCCAUGCGGUAAAUACCCACACCACCACCAUCACCACAGCCAUCACAAUAGUCACUUACAUCGAAGUUCGGCUGUUCAUCACACAGGAGACAUACCGGAAUUAGCGGCACCUCCUCCACCAACCACAGGAAACAAUUGUGUACCUUGUUGGUUACCAGACACAUCUAUAUCUUGCAGUAAAGAAUCCUACAGCAGUGAGCCCAUAACUAUCUACGGUCGUCAGUCUCAUUUUUUCCAUUCGUAACACUCUGAGAAACUAACGGACAUCCGCUGAAGAAGAGAGGGGGGAAAAGAAUGAGAAAUAGAAGCGAAAAUGUGUGUGUGAAAGUGGGAGAGACAGAAAAGGGAAAUGAGAGAGAGAGAGAGAGAGUUUGUGUGAGAGAGAAAGAUGUGGCAAAGGUGAUAUCCACAAAUGAAAGGACGAUGCAUGAUAAACAGGGCACGGCGAAUUCAAGUUGAUUAAAAUAACAUCAUUGACCAUGGACCAUGACUUCGAACAUUUUGAUGAUGAUGAUAAAGGGGGAAGGAGGAGGAUAAUGGCGGUGGUGGUGGUAGGGAGGAGUUGUGAUUAUAAUGAGGACGACGAUGAUGUCGAAGACGAUGACAAUAAUAGUGGUGAUAAUGGGGUAGAACGAUGAUGACGAUCGCAGUGAUGAUGAUGAUGGUGAUAAAAGGGUGAUGAACGAGAUCGAAAUGAUUAACAUGAUGGCGACGUUGGCAAAGACUGCUACGAAAAAAUGUUCUGCUAAAGAUCAUAAUGGUGAAGUGAUGACGAAAUAACGAUGAUGAUCAUGAAAAUGGCGACGUUAAUGAUGGGGAUAUUGUUGCUAUUGUUGUCAGCUGGACUCUGGUGUGUCAUAGUGGUGACGAUGAUGUUGUUCAUACCAUAGGAAUAUGAUGGCAAUAAUAAUAAUAAUAAUAAUAAUAAUAAUAAUAAUAAUAAUAAUAAUAAUAAUAUAAAAAUAAUAAUAAUAAUAAUAAUAAUAAUAAUAAUAAUAAUAAUAAUAAUAAUAAAAGUGAUGAUAAAGAAAAUAACGGUGACGACGAUGACGAUGAUGAUGAUGAUGAUAAUGAUGAUGAAGGUGUUGCUGAAAAUAAUAAAUAAUUUUGAUAAUAUUAUUUGUGAUAUUGAUUGUUGAUAUUGUUGUUGUUAUUAAU